Messenger RNA from Chenopodium quinoa (quinoa), 1230 nucleotides. RefSeq lists its product as uncharacterized. Lineage: Eukaryota; Viridiplantae; Streptophyta; Magnoliopsida; Caryophyllales; Amaranthaceae. The record is from RefSeq and is a predicted model, not a curated record. Bases 1 to 1230 code for a protein of 409 amino acids. The transcript is spliced from 6 exons.
AUGAGAGGUGGUGAUUAUGUGUUUCUUCUACAAAUUGUUGUUGUAUUGUUAUUGUAUUUUCCCUUUGGAAGAGGAAGACAAAUUGGGGGCUCAAAUAGCAUUGUCAAAACAAUUAAGGUUGGAGAUGAAGAUAUAAUUGAUUGUAUUGACGUGCACAAACAACUAGCUUUGACUCAUCCACUCCUUAAAAACCACACUAUACAGGUUUUUUUUUUUUUUUUUUUCUUCCUUAAACUCAUUAGUUCGGUUAAGUUUUUGUCAAACUUUGAUAAUUUAAUACUUAUUUAUCUUUAUUGGUUGUCUAUUAAUAUUUUAUUGACCCAUGAGAAAAUGGAACCGAGAACGUAUCCAAGUACGUUGAAAUCAAUGAACGGAACAUUUGAGCUUAAACAGUCUUGGCACAAGUAUGGACGGUGUCCAUACGGUUCCAUCCCAAUUAGUCGUAAAUACAGUGGUUAUAACUCUAGCAAUGUACAAAGAAAAUCAUCAUCACCUUUUGCAGAAGCAUUAUCAAAUCUUAAGAUGCAUAAGUAUGCUAUGAUCCAAAUAAAAGCAGGUGACGAACCUGGAAAGUUCAGAGGAGUGCAUGGAGUUUUGAAUGUAUGGAACCCUGUUGUAAACCCUAUAGGUCUAAGCCUUUCACAAAUAUGGAUCGUUGCUGGCGAUGCUAAAAAUCUCAAUACAAUAGAGGCUGGUUGGCGGAGGGAUAACUACAUGUCUACGGGAUGCUAUGACCUAAGCUGUCCGGGUUUUGUGCAAACGAACAAGGAUUUUGCUGUGGGUGCAUACAUAGAUUCCUCCUCUGUUUAUGGCGGAUUACAAAAAUCAAUUAAUCUAUACAUAUACCAGGAUCAAUCAACAAAAGAUUGGUGGUUAACGUAUGGUGGCAAAGCAAUGGGAUAUUGGCCAGCUUCCUUAUUCACAAGCAUGACAGACAAAGGUGGUGAUAUAGUAGCAUGGGGUGGAGAAGUGGCAGAUGAAAUGGCACAAGACAACAACACUAUUACACAAAUGGGCAGUGGACAUUUCUCAAAUGAAGGUUUUGGUAAAUCAUGUUAUAUUCGUGAUUUAUUCUAUGUUGAUUAUGCUGAUAAUAAUUUCAAAGAAGUUCAUCCUAAACAAGAAGAUUUUGAAGUCCUUACAUCUGUGCCCGAAUGUUAUGAUAGUAAAUUUGUCCAGAAUGCUGAGCUUAGAUUCUAUUUUGGAGGUCCUGGAUGUCAACCUACAUAA